GUAUGUCUGUAGAAAUCGUACAAAAAAUACUGAAGAAGGAAAAAUAACAAAGAAUCGUCCACGGAAACAGUGAAAAAGUAACAAUCGAGCGAAAAACAACAACGCAAAACCGUUCCAGUGGAUUUUUUGUGCAAUAAAAAAAUUGAAAAUCUCUCCUGAAAAGCAGAAAUUUUGGAUUUUCAACGAAAUUUCGCAACAAGUUGGAACUCUCAUCUCAGCUGACUUUGAAAAACAAUCGAACAAAGUACAUAAAUAGAAAUCUCGCAUGAGCUAAUAUCAUCUUUUCGCGCAUCAAUUCAAGGUUUGUCCUUGUGAAAAAUUAAAAAUCAACGAUUGCGCGAAUACGUCGCCGUACCGAGCUUGAAAUGAACAAAAUUCCGGAUCCAACGAGAGUUUAUCAGCCAACAACAACGAUGCUCGAUAACGAUGACGACGAAAACUCCCUUUGCGAGAGUGAGUCAGAUGCUGCAAAUGCGGGCGCCACGAGACCCCCAUACGAAAGCACGCGAUUCGAAUCGGGAUUUUCGAGUGCGGGUACGUUUCAAGCAUCGUCGACACACAGCGAGGACAAGAUGCGACGUCGCCUGCAAUUUUUCUUCAUGAAUCCCAUCGAAAAGUGGAAGGCACGACGAAAGUUUCCGUACAAGUUUUUUGUGCAGGUGAUCAAAAUUAUUCUCGUGACGAUGCAAUUGUGUCUUUUUGCCCAUUCGCGUUACAAGCACGUCAACUACACAUGGGACAACAAAGUGACUUUUUCGCACAUUUUCCUUCGUGGUUGGGAUCCGCAGAUGGAAGUUGCUGCAUAUCCGCCCGAAACGGGUCCCCUUUCCGUCUACGUGAUUGAUGAUUUUUACAAAACGAUCGAUUUUGCGCUCGUUGGUUACUCAAACUUGUCACAAGCUAUCGGGCCGUAUUCCUAUCCGAACGAGAAUAAUACCGCAGAACCCAUUAAAAUGUGCAUUUAUCGGUACAAAGAAGGCACGAUUUUUGGAUUUAACGAGAGUUAUAUCUUCAAUCCGGAAAUUGAUGGACUUUGUGUGGAAUUGCACUCGAAUGUGACGAAAAUAGGAUCUAAACAGUGGUUUAUUGAUCACGAUAUUCAGAUUGAUUUUUCGGCUUUUGUCAAGGCAACGCUGGAUUUUAGCGUGAAAACGAUCAAUUUUAAGGCGGCAGGACCGAUUGCGCCUCCCGAUUGCUACAGAUUUGACAUUCAAAUUCUGUUUGACAAUUCGGAUCACGAUGGGCAGGUUAUAUUGACGCUCGAUGCGGAGCCGAUACGAUUGAAUUGUAAAGGUGACGUCGAAUACUUCCGUCAUUCCGUAAUCGAUGCCGCUCUCCGAAGUAUUCUCAACUUUUUCGUCAUCAUCAUCUGCUGUCUCAGUUUUGGCUUGUGCGCGCGUGCCUUAUAUCGCGCCCAACUCCUCCGCAUCGACACGCAAUCCUUCUUUGUGAACCAUUUCGGGCAAGAGUUGUCUUGGGAUGGCAAAAUGGAGUUUUUAAACGUUUGGUACAUCAUGAUUUGCGUCAAUGACGUCCUUCUGAUUUUGGGAUCUGCCCUAAAAGAGGAGAUUGAACGUUCUCACUUCACAUCCAACGAAUGGAAUAAUUGCUCGUUGUUACUCGGAAUCGGAAAUUUACUCGUUUGGUUUGGCGUCUUGCGAUAUUUGGGCUUCUUCAAGACCUACAACGUCGUAAUUUUGACACUAAAACGUGCCGCGCCCAAAAUUAGUCGCUUUUUGUUGUGCGCUUUGUUAAUUUAUGCCGGAUUCACGUUCUGCGGAUGGCUAAUUUUGGGUCCGUAUCACAUUAAAUUCCGUUCGUUGUCGACCACGAGUGAAUGUCUCUUCGCGCUGAUCAAUGGCGACGACAUGUUUGCCACUUUUACCAUCAUGUCGGACAAAUCGACGACUCUUUGGUGGUUUUGUCGCAUUUAUUUGUACACUUUUAUCUCGUUGUACAUUUAUGUCGUGCUGUCACUCUUCAUUUCCGUCAUUAUGGAUGCCUAUGACACGAUUAAGAAAUAUUACGCCGAAGGAUUCCCGCUGACAGACCUGAAACAGUUUAUGGGACGCAUGGAUGAGGCGGAUUUUACUUCGGGCAUUUUCCGCUCGGAGGAAAGUGACGAGGAUGCGGUGCACCGAACACUCAAGCGGAUUUGUUGCUGUUGCAUGGAUAGACCGGCGACGUCGCAGGGAACGACAGUUGGAGGUUACGAGACGCUCAACCAGAAAGCCAGUGAACGAAGAACGGGCGGAAGUGCGAGAAUUGAAGAUCUCUCAUUUCAUCCCAAAAAAUGUUCAAAAAUCCGCAUCCUUAUCACGUUUCUCCAACUUUUCAUGCCAGAUACGCGAAUAAUCUGAAGCAAAACGCACCAAUACUCACCCCGUUUCAUCAAAUUUUGCACAUUUUCAGGUUAUUUUUGAAGAUAUUGAUAAAGACUCGUGAACCAAAGGAUAUUUUUUCUUAAAAUAAUACAGAAAUAUUUGUUGCCAAGUGUUAUUAAGCCAGAUAAUUAAUAAAAAUUGUACACCGCAGACUUGUGAAAAUAGAAAAAAAUAUAAAAAAAAUAUUUUUUUUUAGUUUUAGAUUUAAAAAGAGCAAUUAGAGAUAUUUUUCAUAUACAAUUUAUGUUUAAAAAGGAGCUAAAUAAAA
Molecule: messenger RNA, 2652 nt
Organism: Culicoides brevitarsis
Lineage: Eukaryota; Metazoa; Arthropoda; Insecta; Diptera; Ceratopogonidae
Product: mucolipin-3-like
Exons: 4
Coding region: 366-2360 (664 amino acids)
Cellular component (GO): lysosomal membrane; plasma membrane
Molecular function (GO): NAADP-sensitive calcium-release channel activity
Source: RefSeq, a predicted model, not a curated record